AUGGCCGGAGCGACGCGGCCGGGGGUCGUGGGGGCGGCGGUGGCCGUGGCCGUGCUGUGGGUGACGGCCGUGGGGGCAGCCACAGGGCGUUGGUGCGAGCGGACGGUGCAGGUGACGGAGCAGCGGGAGGUGACGCCGCGGCGCGAGGCCGCGGUGCCGUGUCCCAGUUUGUACCAGUACAGCCUGGCUGGGUGGCAGCUGGACCGGGACCGCACGCACCGGGACCGCGGGAAUGCCCCCGGGGACACCGGCACUGACCCCGCCCUCUGCUACAUCUACCGCCCCCCGGAGGUGCAGCCGGUGGUCCGGAACCGCACGGAGCGGGGCUGCUGUCCUGGUUGGAGCGGCGCCCGCUGCACGGAGGGCCCCGGCUCCCUGGGCCGCUGUUUCAGCGCGUGGCAGUGCCAGGACAGCCACAACAGCAGCACCAUGAGCCGCGCCGAGUGCUGCCAGCACCCCUGGGGACACAGCUGGCGCCGCAGGGACCCCGGGGACAGCGGGGGGCCCUGCCUGCCCUGCACCCGCCUGCCCCUGGGUGGGGACGGGGGCUCCCCACGCCACCGCAGCCCCCCGGCCACGUGCCAGGCGUGGGCCGGGACGCGGUUCCGCACCUUCGACGGGCGGCACUUCGGGCUGGCCGGGGGCUGCCGGUACAGCCUGGCCACGGCCACCGACGGCACCUGGGACGUCACCAUCGGCCUCGGGCACCCCCGGGUGCUGCACAUGACCUUCGGGACGGACACGGUGGUGGCCGAGGGACAGAACGUGUCGGUGAACGGGGCAGCAGUGCCGGAGGGACGCCCCUACCUGCACAAAGGUGAGGUCCCCAAGGCCACCAGCCUGGGGCAAGGGCUCGGUGUCACCUGGCCGGGUGACUGGGUGGCCGUGGCCAGCAGCCUGGGUGUGCGGGUGGCCUGGGACAGGCACCUGGCAGUGACAGUGACAGCGGAGCCUGAACUGCGCGGUGGCACCUGGGGGCUCUGUGGCACCUACACUGAUGACCCUGCAGAUGACUUCGUGCGCCCUGACAGGGACAUCGCUGCCUUCGCCGCCGCCUUUGGCAGCGCCUGGAAGGUGCCAGCGGCUGGCACAGAGGUGGACCCCAGCGGGUUCUAUGCAGCGUGUGUGGCGCUGCUGUGCGGGGAUGGGGACCCUGUGUCACCCCCCGGUCCCCUGCCAUCCCCCGGGCCCCUGCCACCCUCCGGGCCCCCGCCCCCCGCCGCCUGUGACACCUUCGCCGCCUACGCCCGGGAGUGCUCCCGCCGCCAGGUCGCUGUCCCCUGGCGCCAGCCCGGCUUCUGCGAGCGCCGCUGCGACGCGGGGCAGCGCUUCUCGGACUGCGUGUCCCUGUGCCCUGUCACCUGUGCCACCGCGGGCGGCGCCGAGCAGGGGACCUGCCACCGCCACUGCCACGGCGGCUGCGAGUGCGGCCCGGGGCUGGCCCGGGACGGGGCCAGCUGUGUCCCCCCCGCCGCCUGCCCCUGCCACCACCGGCGACAGCGCUACGAGCCCGGCCAGAGCAUCCGCCAGCGCUGCAACCGCUGCACGUGCGAGGGCGGGCGCUGGCGCUGUGGGCAGCAGCGGUGCCCGGCCGAGUGCGCGGUGCUGGGGGGACGCCACUUUGUCACCUUCGACCGCCGCCGCUUCUCCCUGCCGGCCACCUGCGCCCACACCCUGGUGGAGGACUUCGUGGCGGGGCGGCUGCUGAUCACAGCCGAGCACGAGCCCUGCGACAGCCACCUGCCUCUGGGCUGUCCCCGCAGCCUCACUGUCACCACCAGCCGCACCACGGCCCGGCUCCACGGCACAGGGGAGGUGACAGUGGCUGGGCGGGAGGUGACGCUGCCCUUCUCCGGCGCCGAGCUGAGCAUCCGCCGCGCGUCCUCGGCCUUCCUGCACCUGCGGCUGCCCGACGCCCACGUGCUCUGGGGCCUGGGCACCCCCGACACCUUCGUCACCCUCCAGCCCGCCAUGGCCGGCACGGUGCGGGGGCUCUGCGGGACCUUCAACGGGGACCAGCGCGACGACUUCACGACGCCGGCGGGGGACGUGGAGCCGGGAGUCGCCGCCUUCGCCAACGCCUUCCGGGCGGCCGGAGCCUGCCCGGCGCUGGGCCCCGGCGUUCCCCACCCCUGCGACGGCUUCCCCGGGAGCCGGGAGCGCGCCGAGGCCGCCUGCGCCGUGCUCAUGGGGCCGGCCUUCCAGCCGUGUCACGGCGUGGUGGACCCGGAGCCGUUCCUGGAGCUGUGCCGGUGGGACGUGUGCUCCUGCCGGGAGCGGGAGCAGCCGCGGGAGCGCUGCCUGUGCCCGGCGCUGGGCGCCUACGGCCGGGAGUGCGCCCGGGAGGGGACGGAGCUGGAGUGGAGGAACCGGAGCCUCUGCGACGAGCCGUGUCCCGGGGGGCAGCAGUACCGGGACUGCGGGGGUCCCUGCGGCCGUUCCUGCUCAGAGCCCCCCGGAGGCAGUGACUGUCCCCCUCCGGACACCCUCUGCGCCCCUGGCUGCCGCUGUCCCCCGGGGCUGCUGCUGGCCCAGAGCGGGCAGUGUGUCCCCCCUGCCGCCUGCCCGUGCCCCCGCGGCGCCCGCCUGUACCCGCCCGGCGCCCGCGUCCGCCGCGGCUGCCAGGCCUGUGUGUGCGCAGGGGGGUCGUGGCGCUGCGCCCCCGCGCCGUGUCCCCCCGCCCCGCGCUGUCCCCCGGGGCUGCUGCACGCGCCGGGGUCCUGCCUGCGCCGCUGCGACCCCGCCGAGCCCUCCGGCACCUGCGGCGGCCCCGCCGACGGCUGCGUGUGCCCCCCCGGGACCCUCUUCCUGGGCGGGCGCUGCGUGUCACCGGACGAGUGUCCCUGUCACCACGGCGGGCAGCUGUACCCGCCCAACGCCACCAUCGCCCGCGACUGCAACACCUGCGUGUGCCGGGGACAGCGGUGGCACUGCGGGCGCGAGGAGUGCGCAGGGACCUGCGUGGCCACCGGGGACCCCCACUAUGUCACCUUCGAUGGCCGCGCCUUCACCUUCGCGGGGGACUGCGAGUACCUGCUGGCGCGUGAGGCCACCGGGCUCUUCGCCGUCACCGCCGAGAAUGUCCCCUGCGGUGCCACCGGCGUCACCUGCACCAAGUCCGUGGUGGUGGCCAUGGGGAACACCGUGGUGCACAUGCUGCGGGGGCGGGAGGUGACAGUGAACGGGGUGGCCGUGCGACCCCCCAAGGUGUUCGGGGGGUCGGGGCUGGCGCUGCAGCGCGCGGGGCUCUUCCUGCUGCUCCUCACCCGCCUGGGGGUGGCCGUGCUGUGGGACGGAGGGACCCGCGUGUAUGUGCGCGUGUCCCCGCGGCUGCGCGGGCGCCUGGCCGGGCUCUGCGGGAACUUCGACGGCGACGCCGAGAACGAUUUCGGGAGCCGGGACGGGGCCCUCGAGGCCACCCCCGAGAUCUUCGGGGACUCGUGGCGCCUCAGCCCGCUCUGCCCUGAGGCCGACGGGCACCGCCCGCACCCCUGCGAUGACAGCCCCCAGCGCUCGGCCUGGGCGCGGGGGCGCUGCGGGGUCCUGCGGCACCAGCUCUUCGCCCCCUGCCACGACCUGGUCCCGCCCCAGCGCUUCUACGAGUGGUGCCUGUUCGACGCCUGCGGGUGUGACAGCGGUGGGGACUGCGAGUGCCUGUGCACGGCCCUGGCCGCCUACGCCGAGGAGUGCGGCCGGCGGGGGAGAGCCCUGCGCUGGCGGAGCCAGGGGCUGUGCCCCCUGCAGUGCGAGGGGGGGCAGGAGUACAACCCCUGCGGCCCCCCCUGCCCCCCCACCUGCCGCGACCUCGGCCGGGACCCCCCCGAGCUCUGCGGGGCCCUGGGGUGCCUCGAGGGCUGCUUCUGCCCCCCCGGGAGGGUCCUGCACGACGGGCAGUGCCUGGAGCCCCCCGCCUGCCCCUGCUUUUGGGACGGCUUCGCCUUCCCGGCCGGGGCCACCGUGACCCAGGGCUGCAGCAACUGCACGUGUCUCGAGGGGCGCUGGCAGUGUCCCCCGGCCCCGUCCCCGUGUCCCGCCGCCCCCGGCUGCGCCCCGUGGGAGUUCCGCUGCCGGGGCGGGGGGCUCUGCGUGCCGGGCGCGUGGCUCUGCGACAACGAGGACGACUGCGGGGACGGCUCGGACGAGCUGUGCGACCCCCCCUGCGCCCCCCACCAGCCCCGCUGCCCCGGCGGGCCCUGCCUGCCCUGGGGGGCGCAGUGCGACGGCGUCACCCACUGCCCCGACGGCUGGGACGAGGCGGGGUGUCCGCCCCGGCCCUGCGCGCCCCCCGAGUUCGCCUGUGCCGGGGGGCGCUGCCUGCCCCCCGCCCGCGUCUGCGACGGGCGCCUCGAUUGUCCCCCCGGGGACGACUCGGACGAGGCGGGCUGCGCCCCCCGGUGCGGGCCGGGGCAGUUCCGGUGCGGGAGGGGCCGCUGUGUGCCGUACCCGCACCGCUGCGACGGCCGCGACGACUGCGGGGACGGCAGCGACGAGAGCGGCUGCGCCUGCCCCGAGGGGCACCUGCCGUGCCCCGGCGGGGGCUGCCAGCCCCCGGCCGCGCUCUGCGACGGCCGCCGCCACUGCCCCGACGGCGCCGACGAGGCCAACUGCCCCGCGCGGGCCACCUGCGCCCCCGGGACCGUCCCCUGCCCCGACGGCUCCUGCGUGGCCGAGGUGGCCGUGUGCGACGGCGCUCGCGACUGUCGCGACGGCUGGGACGAGAGUCCGGCGGGGUGCGCGGUGGCGCUGCCCCCCGCGCCGCUGUCACCUGUCACCGCUGUCACCGCUGUCACCGCUGUCACCGUUGUCACCGCCACUGCCACCGCUGUCACCGGCAUUGUCACCGACGCUGUCACCGCGGACACUGUCAGCGCAGCCACCAGCGCCAUCGGCAGCGGCACCGCCAUCGGUACUGUCGCCAGCACUGCCACUGUCAGUGACACCGACACCAUGGCCGACACCGUCCCCGACACCGCCACUGUCACCACCGCUGUCGCCGACACUGUCACCGCCGCUGUCGCCGACACUGCCGGCGCCUCGGCAGCGCCCUGUCCGCCCCGGGCCCUGCGCUGCGACAGCGGCGGCUGCGUCCCGCGGGGGUGGCGCUGCGAUGGCGACAGCGACUGUCCCGAUGGCAGCGACGAGGGAGGCUGCGACCCCCCAUGCGCCCCCGGCCACCUGCCCUGCGACCCCCCCUGCCACCCCGGACCCGCCCCCUGCGGCCCCGCCUGCGUCCCCCCCCAACACCUCUGCGACGGCGUCCCCCACUGUCGCGACAGCGCCGAUGAGAGCCCCCAGCUCUGCGAGCCCCGCGGCCCCGGGAGCAGCCCGGGGGGUCCCUGCACGGAGUUCGACUGCGGGGACGGGGAAUGUGUCACCUUCCAGCAGGUGUGUGACGGGGUCCGGGACUGCGGCUCGGGUGGGGACGAGCGGGGCUGCGGCCUCUGGGGGCCCUGGGGGCCCUGGGGGUCCUGCAGCCGCCCCUGCGGGCCCGGGGGACAGCGCCGCGCGCGGGGAUGUCACCAGAGCCACCCCGGGCUGCUGCGGGGGUGCCGCGGGCCCAGCGAGCAGGAGAGAGCCUGCUUCCACCGGGCCUGCCCGGUGGACGGCGCGUGGGGCCCGUGGGGGCCCUGGUCCGAGUGCCCGGGGGGCUGCGGGGGGCUCCGCCUGCGCAGGAGGGGCUGCCAGCCCCCCCAGAACGGCGGCCGCGCCUGCGAGGAGCUGCCCGGGGGCAGCCCCGGAGCCCUGGAGAUGGCCCCCUGUGCCCCGGGGGGGUGCCCCAACGCCUCCGAGUGCGCUGAGGGGCUGCGCCCCCUCCCCUGCGCCCCCUGCCCCGCCUCCUGCGCCGACCUGGCGGCCGCCGUCACCUGCCCGCGACCCCCGCCCUGCCGCCCAGGGUGCUGGUGCCCCGCGGGGCAGGUGCUGGACGCGGCCGAGCCCGGCGCGGGGCCCGCGGGCUGCGUGCGGCCGCGGGAGUGCCCGUGCCGGGCCGGGGGGCGCAGGUACCCCCCGGGCGCCCCGGUGCCGCUCGGUUGUCGCCUCUGCACCUGCCUCGAGGGACGCCUGCGGCACUGCCGCCCCCACCCCGGCUGCUCAGUGGACUGCGGGUGGUCGUCGUGGUCGCCGUGGGGGGCGUGCGCGGGCCCCUGCGGGACCCCCGGCGUGCAGUGGUCGUUCCGCAGCCCCUCGAACCCGGCGCGGCGCGGGGGCGGCCGCCACUGCCGCGGCAUCUACCGCAAGGCGCGGCGGUGCCACACGGCGCCGUGCCCGCGCUGCCGGGAGCGGGGCCGCUGGCGCGUCCCCGGCGAGCGCUGGCGCGGGGGCCCGUGCCGGGUGUGCCAGUGCCAGCCGGGCGGGGCCGUCCGGUGUGUGCCCUACUGUCCCCUCCGCCACUCCGGCUGUCCCCAGGGCCAGGUGCUGCGGGAAGGUGACGGCGGCUCCUGCUGCACCUGCGGCCCCGCGGGUGACAACGCCACGGCCACCCCGCCCGGGAUGAUGACAUCGCUAUCCCCCCCCGCGCCGGCCGAGACCCCCCCGGAGCCCCCCAGCGCGGCCGGGGGCACCCCCAGAACCGCGACCCUCCCCGAGGACACCCCGAGACCCCCCGGAGGCUCCGCGGCCCCCCACGAGCCCCCCCAGUUCCAUGAGUUGCCCUCGCUGGCUCCCACGGGGGUCCCCGCCGCGACCCCCCCAGGCUGCGCCUCCCCGCCCUGGGGGGGGUGGGGGUCCUGCAGCCGCUCCUGCGGGGUGGGGGUCGCUCUGCGGCGCCGGAGGGAGACCCCGCCCCAGGGGGGCUGCGCCCACCCCCCCAACAUCGACACCCGCGUCUGCUUCCUGCGAGCCUGCCCAGUCGCGGGCGGGUGGGCGCCCUGGGGGCCCUGGAGCCCCUGCGACGCCCCCUGCGGGGGGGGGCAGCAGAGCCGCCGCCGCAGCUGCAGCGACCCCCCCCCAAAAAACGGGGGGCAGCCGUGCGAGGGAGGGGCCCUGCAGAGCCGGCCCUGCAACCUGCGGCCUUGCGGGGACCCCCCAGCCUGUCCCCCCCAGAUGCUGUUGGUACCCGCGGGGGGGUGCGAGGAUCUGGGGGUCCCCCCCUGCCCCCCCAGCUGUGCAGACCUGAGGGGGAACAGCUCGUGCCUGGGGAGCUGCGAGGAAGGCUGCCGGUGCCAGCUCGGGCUGGUCCUGCAGGGGAGCGGCUGCGUGGAGUCCAGCGCCUGUGGGGUCCCUGCGGGGGUGCUGGGGCUCCCCGGGAAUCGGAGCUCCCCUGAAUCCUGCGGGUGGUCACGCUGGACCCCCUGGACCCGCUGUGACUGCGGCACCGGGACCCGGCAGCGCUUCAGGUCUCCCACCAACCCCGCGGCCGCGGCGGGCGGUGCCCCCUGCACCGGGACCCCCCGGGAGGUUCGGGGCUGUCCCGAGCCCUGCGCACCCGAGCCCGGGAGCACGGCCCCCCCCCGGGCCACCGAGGCGCCCCUGGUCCCGGCGUCCCCACGGUGGCCGUGGGGCACAGAGGCCCCGGAGUCCCCAGGGUCGCCGUGGGUCCCGGAGCCGCCCUGGGUCCCGGAGCCCCCGGAGUCCCCCGAGACCCCCGAGCCGCCGGUCCCUGCCCGUGGCCGGUGGUCGCCGUGGGGGCCCUGGGGCGGCUGCAGCGCCCCGUGCGGGGGGGGCGAGCGCUGGCGCCGCCGGGGCUGCGGGACCCCCCCGUGCCCGGGGCCGGCGCUGCAGAGCCAGAGCUGCAACAGCCACGUGUGCCGCGAGGCCGGGUGCCCCCCCGGCCGGACCUUCCGUGAGUGCGGGGGGGGCUCCGGGUGUCCCCGGAGCUGCGCCCACCUUGGGGGGGCCGUGGGGUGCGCGGGGGGGUGCCAGGAGGGCUGUCACUGCCCCCCCGGGACCUUCCUGCACCGCCACACCUGCCUGCAGCGGGGAAGGGUCCCCUGCUCUGUGAGUGACCCAAGGGCAGUGGGGGGUCCCCGAGGUGUUUCUGUGGGGCAGUGGGUGCCCCAUGGGUGCCCCAUGGGUGGUUGGCACCCGCCGGAGCAGCGGGGCGGUCACGGGGCCCGCCGGGUCUGUGGUGUGCGGUGCUUUGGGGUCCCCGGGGCGCCCCCCGGGCGCGCCCCACCCCCGCCUCAGCCCCAGCAGUGCCCCUGCUCGGUGCCGGCCGCGCUGCUGGAGGGGGGCGCGCCCGGGACCCCCCACGGGACCCCCUACGGGACCCCCGAAGGGAGCACCCCCCGGCCGGAGCCCUCGGGGACCCCCCCCGGAGACCCCCCGAUCCUGGAGCUGCCGCCGGGCGGGACCCUGAGCCUGGGCUGCGCCCACUGCUCGUGCCUGUGGGGCCGCCUGCGCUGCGCCCCCCCCGGGGGCUCCCCCUGCAACGCGACCCCCGCGGAGACCCCGACCUGCCCGAGCCCCCCCUGCGCCGCAGAGCCCGGCCCCACAGCAGAGCCCGGCCCCACAGCGGAUCUCAGCCCCACAGCAGAGCCCGGCCCCACAGCAGAGCCCGGCCCCACAGCGGAUCUCAGCCCCACAGCAGAGCCCGGCCCCACAGCAGAGCCCGGCUCCACAGCAGAGCCCGGCCCCACAGCGGAUCUCAGCCCCACAGCAGAGCCCGGCCCCACAGCGGAUCUCGGCCCCACGGCAGAUCUCAGCCCCACAGCCCAAGGGUACGAGGAGGAGGCUGGAGACUCCCCGGGGCUCCCGGGGGUCCCGGUGGUCCCGUGGGGGCCGUGGGGGCCGUGGGGGCCCUGCAGCCGCACCUGCACCCGCCCCGAGACCCCCGCCAGCCGCAGCCGCCGCCGGAGCUGCCCCGGGGGGAGCUGCGGGGCGGGGGGCAGCACCCAGCGACGGCCCUGCAACCUGCCCCACUGCCAGGCGCCGCCCUGCCUGACGCCCCCCUGCCCGUGCCAGUGGAGCCCCUGGGGGCCGUGGGGGCCCUGCUCGCGGCCCUGCGGGGGGGGGCAGCAGCGGCGGCUCCGCGCCUUCGCCCCCCCCAGCCCCGGGGGGCCCUGGUGCCCCCAGAUCCGGGGGGGCCACGAGCAGCGGCGGCCGUGCGGGGUGACGGCGUGUCGGGUGAACGGCGCGUGGUCCCCGUGGGGUCCCUGGUCGCGCUGUGACGUCACGUGCGGGGGGGGCCGCUCCGUGCGCAGCCGCUCCUGCUCCCGCCCCCCCCCAAAAAACGGGGGCAGCCCCUGCCCCGGGGGGGCGCACGAGCUGCGGGUCUGCAACCCCCGGCCCUGCGGCCCGCGGUGCCCCCCCGGGCAGACUCUGUCCCCCUGCGCCACCCGGUGCCCGCGGAGCUGCCGGGACCUGCAGGAGGGGGUGUCCUGCGAGGGGGUUUCCCCCUGCGAGCCCGGCUGCCGCUGCCCGCCCGGGACCCUGGAGCAGGACGGGGGCUGCGUCCCCCCCGCGCUGUGCGAGUGCCUGGACGCGGAGGGGCACCUCUGGGUGCCGGGGGGGGGCGGGCACCCCCGGGGCUGCCAGAGCUGCACCUGCGCGGGGGGACGGCUGCGCUGCGGCCCGGGGGGCUGCGACCCCCCCACCGCCACCCCCGGGAGCGCCCCCGGGAGCGCCCCCUGCGCCUGGAGCCGCUGGAGCCGCUGGGGACCCUGCAGUGUCACCUGCGGGGGGGGCCGCCAGGAGCGGUACAGGACCCCCAUCCCUCCCGAGGGCGCGGGGGGACCCUGCGGGGCCCCCCAGGAGCAGCUCCGGGGCUGCGAGGAGACGCCGUGCCCCCCUCUGUGCCCCUGGGCCGGGGGCGAGCGGGCGCUGGGUGAGCGCUGGAGCCCCGGCCCGUGCCGGCAGUGCACCUGCACCCCCGAGGGACCCGAGUGCUGGGACACCCCGUGUGCGGCCGAACCGUGUGACUGGAGCCCCUGGGGGUCCUGGGGACCCUGCGGGGACCCCUGUGUGGGGGGGGUCCGCCUGCGCCACCGGCACCCCCUGAACCCCGAGAGCCCCGGGCGGGCGUGUGCAGGGGUCCGGACCCAGAGCGAGAGCUGCAACUCCACCGCGUGCCCCGACCCCGGGUGCGGCGGGGGCGGCCGGACCCGCAGCGCCUGCGCCGGGCGGUGCCCCCGGACCUGCGGCGACACCGCGGCCCAGGUGCUGUGUCUGCAGGGCCCCUGCGAGCCAGGGUGCCGGUGCCCCCCGGGGGAGCUGCUGCAGGACGGUCACUGCGUCCCCCUGAGCCGCUGCCGCUGCCGGGCCCCCGGCGGGGACAACGGGAGCCACGAGGUGUCCCCGGGGGCCGUGACACAGAUCGGGUGUCACAACUGCACCUGCGAGAACGGGACCUUGACCUGCCCGGUGCUGGCGUGUCCCUCCCCGGGGCCCGCGACGCCGGCGACCUCCCUGUCCCCCGUGUCCCCCCUGUCCCCUGUGUCCUCCCUGUCCCCCCUGUCCCCUGUGACCUCCCUCUCCCCCCUGUCCCCUCCGCCCCCUCUAUCCCCCGUGUCUCCCCUCUCUCCCGAGACCCCCCCUGUCCCCCGCCGUGUCCCCCUGGUCCCCCUGGUCCCGCUGCUCCCGCAGCUGCGGCGGCGGGACCCGGAGGCGGCACCGGCAGUGCCGGGAGGGCCCCGGGGCGCGGUGGCACUGCGGGGACAGCCCCGGCGAGGAGACGGCGCCGUGGGGGGACGGGAGACGGGGGGAGGGAGGGAACGGGGACCGGAGGGGUGGAAGAACGGGAGAAGGGGAACGGAGGGGUGGAGGGAUGGGAGUGGAGGUAGCAAGGAAAGGAGUGAAGGAUGGACACUGAUGGAUGGAGGGCCGGGGCGCUGCAAGCAAGGAGGGCCGGAGGUCAGGGCGGUGCCGGUGCGAUUUCCGGUGCGAUUCCCGGUGCGAUUCCCGGUGCGGUUCCCGGUGCCGUUCCCGGUGGCCCCAGGCUGCCCCCCGGGUGAGGUGUGGCUGGACCCCGGCCCUGCCUGCGAGCGCAGCUGCCAGGACCUGGCGGAGCCCCCCGGGACUUGCGGGGGGACCCCCGUGACCCUCGGAACCUCCGGAUCCCCCGCGACCCCCGGGACCCCCGCAACUCCGGACGCCUCCAGCACCCCCGAGACCCUUGGGACCCCCUCGGGCCCCCCGCGCUGCGCCUGCGCCCCCGGCCGGUACCGGAACGGCUCCGGGCAGUGCGUGAGCGCGGGGGGCUGCGGCUGCCGGUACCGCGGGGCGCUGCGAGCGGCCGGCAGCGAGUGGCAGGAGCAGUGCGGGACCUGUCGCUGCUCCGAGGGACGCGUCACCUGCGCCACCUCGUGCCCCGCACUCACCUGCCCCGAGGGCGCGGAGCCGGUGCGGGAGCCCGGGAGCUGCUGCCCCGUGUGCCGGGACGAGUGGCCAGAGGAGCCCCCCGGGCCGUGCCGGCUGCUCACGGCGCUCCGCACCAUCGCCAAGGGCGCGUGUGUCCUGCGGGGCGUCCCCGUCACCUACUGCGCGGGGGGCUGCCGCUCCCGCACCGCCGUCAGCGCCCAGGAGCCGUACGUGCGGUCGCUGUGCGAGUGCUGCAGUUACCGCCUGGACCCGGCCCGGCCCGUGCGGGCCCUGCUGCUGCCCUGCCCCCGCGGCCGCCCCCGGCCCGCGCUGCUGCCCCGCAUCGCCGAGUGCCACUGCCAGCCCUGCCGGGGCGGGGACUUCACCCGGCGCUGAGGAGACCCCGGACACGGCCCCUCCCCCCGCCCGUCGGCAGCGAGGAGAUUCUGAUCGAUGCCAAUAAACGAUCAAUAAUCGAUAGAGUUCGAU
Messenger RNA from Prinia subflava (tawny-flanked prinia), 11724 nucleotides. Its product is annotated as SCO-spondin-like. NCBI's taxonomy places the organism in Eukaryota, Metazoa, Chordata, Aves, Passeriformes, Cisticolidae. Gene Ontology annotation, cellular component: extracellular matrix. The record is from RefSeq and is a predicted model, not a curated record. Gene Ontology annotation, molecular function: protein binding.